AUAUUCAAAAUAUUUAAACUCAUUGGAGGAAGUCUCCUCUCUUUGGUAUUAAUGUGGAAUUUUAUAAAUUAAUUAUAUUAAUUACAAAAUAAUUUUAUAAUGAAAAAACCUACUUCUUUACUAAAUUUAUUUCUAUUAUUCAUAACAGGCAAUGUCCAAUGUUCAAUUCACAAGAAUCUUGCACAUUUUGAAACUUUACAUGCUUCAGAUUUUUCUCAUACCAUAGUGAAACGUGGUAUUAGUGAUAGUCCACAUCCAUUAAACAAAGUAAAAGAAGUAUCAUUUACCACAUUGGGAAGGGAUUUUCGAUUAAUUUUAACACCAAAAAAAGGAUUAUUACAUCAUCAAUUUGAAGCUACAAGUAUUGAUGCUGAAGGAAAUGAAACUCCGGUGGCAGUUGAUCAUGACCAUUUUUAUGAUGGUCGAGUAUUCGGAGAGAAAAGUUCACAUGCUAGUGUACAUUUAGAUAAAGGUGUAAUGACAGCUAUAAUUGAUGUUCCUGGGGAAACUUACCACAUUGAACCAUCUUGGAGACAUAUGGUUGAUAAAGAUAACAAAACAAUGGUAACUUAUAAGGCAUCAGAUGUACGAUUAAGUUGGGAACAUUCAGACCAAAAUCAAAAUAAACCGUGUGCUUAUGUAAAGGAAGAUGCAGAAGUGGAAACUGUAGAUGAAGAUGAUGAUAAUUUAAAUUCUAUUACACGUUCUAAACGGGAUGCCGAUUCUUAUGACUAUAUGAUUACACCGACAAGAACCCGUUGUCCAUUGCUUUUAGUUGCUGAUUAUAGAUUUUUUAGAGAAAUGGGUGGAGGUGACACAAAAACAACUAUAAAUUAUUUAAUAAGUCUAAUUGAUCGUGUACAUAAAAUAUAUAAUGAUACUUUAUGGCUGGAACGUCAAGAAUCUGAUGGAUUUCGAGGCAUGGGAUUUGUUAUUAAAAAAAUAACAGUACACAGUGAUCCAACUAAAGUACGGAGUUCAGAGGAUCAUUACAACAUGAUUCGAGAAAAAUGGGAUGUUCGAUCACUACUUGAGGUUUUUAGCCGUGAAUAUAGCCAUAAAGACUUCUGCUUGGCCCAUCUAUUUACUGACUUAAAAUUUGAAGGAGGUAUUCUAGGACUAGCUUAUGUUGGUUCUCCUAGACGUAAUUCUGUCGGUGGAAUUUGUACACCAGAGUAUUUUAAAAAUGGGUAUACAUUAUACCUUAAUUCUGGUCUAAGUUCAAGCCGUAAUCAUUAUGGUCAACGAGUAAUUACACGAGAAGCAGAUUUAGUUACUGCUCAUGAAUUUGGUCACAAUUGGGGAUCUGAACAUGAUCCAGAUAUAACUGAAUGUAGUCCUACGGCUAGCCAGGGAGGAUCUUUUCUUAUGUAUACAUAUAGUGUCAGUGGAUAUGAUAUUAACAACAAAAGAUUCUCUCCAUGUAGUUUACGGUCUAUACGUAAAGUAUUACAAGCCAAAUCAGCGCGUUGUUUUUCUGAACCUGAGGAAUCAUUUUGUGGUAAUCUUAGAGUUGAAGGAAAUGAAGAAUGUGAUGCUGGUCUUUUAGGUACUGAAGACAAUGACUCUUGCUGUGACAAAAACUGUAAACUCAGAAGAGCUCAAGGUGCUAGAUGCAGUGAUAAAAACUCUCCAUGUUGUCAAAAUUGUCAAUUUAUGGCAUCUGGAGUGAAAUGUCGUGAAGGGCAAUUUGCCACUUGUGAGCAAGAAUCUCGUUGUACAGGUACUGGAGCUGAGUGUCCUAAAAGUCCACCUAUGCCUGAUGGUACUGGGUGCCUUGAAAGGGGUAAAUGUCGUUCUGGUAAAUGCAUACCGUUUUGCGAGACACAAGGAUUACAAAGUUGUAUGUGUGAUACUAUAUUACAAUCAUGCAAACGUUGUUGUCGCAUAAAUUUAAACGAUACAUGUUAUCCAGUUGAUCCACCUGAUGUAUUACCUGAUGGAACGCCAUGUAUUCAAGGAUUUUGUAACAAAGGCGCAUGUGAGAAAACUAUUCAAGAUGUUGUAGAACGUUUUUGGGAUAUUAUUGAAGAAAUUAAUAUUAACAAGAUGCUAAGGUUCUUAAAGGAUAACAUUGUAGGCACAGUGAUUUUGAUUACUGGUUUGAUAUGGGUACCAGCAUCUUGUAUAAUUAACUGGUUAGAUCAUAAACGUGCCAAAGAAGUCCGCGAAAGAAGGAAAUGGGAAGAUCAGGAUGAUUUUGUGCAAAUGUCUAAUGAUGCAAGACCAAAAAAAAUAAUUUACAUUAAAGUGCCAACUAGUCAAGUGGAAAGUCUAAUGACGAAUAAAUGAGAUACUUAAAUUAACACACACACACACACACACACAUGUAUAUAUAUAUAUAUAUGUGUGUGUGUGUGUGUGUGUAUUGUUAUAAGUCAAUAAAUUAAGUACUUCAGGAUCUCUAUGAUAUUAAAAACAAAAGAAAUAGUUUGUUUAAGUUCUAUUAGUUACCUUUUAUUAUUAUUUUUUUUUUUUACAUUUUAAAAUAUUAU
Molecule: messenger RNA, 2495 nt
Organism: Rhopalosiphum maidis (corn leaf aphid)
Lineage: Eukaryota; Metazoa; Arthropoda; Insecta; Hemiptera; Aphididae
Gene: Tace
Product: ADAM 17-like protease
Exons: 13
Coding region: 100-2292 (730 amino acids)
Biological process (GO): membrane protein ectodomain proteolysis; Notch signaling pathway
Cellular component (GO): plasma membrane
Molecular function (GO): metalloendopeptidase activity
Source: RefSeq, a predicted model, not a curated record